Molecule: messenger RNA, 2303 nt
Organism: Coffea eugenioides
Lineage: Eukaryota; Viridiplantae; Streptophyta; Magnoliopsida; Gentianales; Rubiaceae
Product: cysteine--tRNA ligase, chloroplastic/mitochondrial-like
Exons: 9
Biological process (GO): cysteinyl-tRNA aminoacylation
Cellular component (GO): cytoplasm
Molecular function (GO): cysteine-tRNA ligase activity; ATP binding
Source: RefSeq, a predicted model, not a curated record
ACUACUACUGUCUCACUCAGGCGGGCGGAGGAUAAUCUAAUGGUAAUGCAGAAAAUUUUGUGGUGAAUCCUCAGGGAAACUCAAGAAUGGCCACCACUCUCCUCCUCAAGUGCUAUCGCCCCUUUCUCUCUCCGCCCCAUUCCCCAGUCCCCGCCCUUCUUCAGAAAAGGGUCUUCGUCCCAACGGGCGCUUGUCCCAACACUAGGACAGUUCAGUCCAAAAUCAUUCGGCUUCGUUAUUUCAGCUCAAUCAGUACUAGUAAUAGUGCUAAUCCACAGACACGGCCAGGCAUCAAUAGUGAGAAUGGGAAUAUACAGCCAGAGAAUAAUAAGCAGCUGUGGCUGUACAAUACGAUGAGUAAGCAGAAGGAGUUGUUCAAGCCCAAAUUGGCUGGAAAAGUGGGCAUGUACGUUUGUGGUGUCACCGCUUAUGAUCUUAGCCACAUUGGCCAUGCUCGCGUUUACGUCUUCUUCGAUGUUCUCUAUAGAUAUCUCAGGUACAUGGGAUAUGAAGUCAAGUAUGUGCGCAAUUUUACUGAUGUUGAUGACAAGAUUAUUGCCCGUGCAAAUCAGUUGGGGGAGGACCCAAUAAAUUUAAGCAGGCGAUAUUGUGAAGAGUUUCAUUAUGACAUGACUCACCUUCAAUGUCUUGCUCCUUCUACAGAGCCUCGUGUCUCUGAUCAUCUACCUCAAAUUAUAGAUAUGAUCAAGCAGAUCCUUGAUAAGGAUUUUGCUUAUAUGAUCGACGGUGACGUGUACUUCUCUGUAGACAAAUUCCCGGAAUAUGGACGGUUAUCUGGAAGAAAAUUGGAAGAUAAUAGAGCAGGUGAGCGUGUAGCAGUGGACUCAAGGAAGAAACACCCAGCUGAUUUUGCUCUGUGGAAAUCUGCAAAGGAGGGAGAGCCUUUUUGGGAGAGUCCCUGGGGUCCUGGAAGGCCUGGAUGGCACAUUGAAUGCAGUGCCAUGAGUGCUGCUUAUCUUGGUUAUUCAUUUGACAUACAUGGUGGAGGGAUGGAUCUUGUGUUUCCGCACCAUGAGAAUGAAAUUGCUCAAAGUUGUGCUGCAUGUGACAGGAGCAACGUGAGCUAUUGGAUGCACAAUGGAUUUGUCACUGUUGAUUCAGAAAAAAUGUCAAAAUCACUUGGAAAUUUUUUCACAAUUCGGCAGGUUUUAGAAGUUUAUCAUCCUCUGGCUUUGCGUCUUUUCUUGAUUGGAACACACUACCGAUCUCCGAUCAACUACUCAGAUGUUCAGCUUGAGACUGCAUCUGACCGUAUCUUUUACAUAUAUCAGUCAUUAUAUGAUUGUGAAAAUGUUCUGGGUGAAGAUGAUGAGGCAACUUGGAAAAAUGUUAAUCCACCAGAAACUGCAAGUUGCAUCAAUGAAUUUCAUGAUGACUUCUUGACUUCGAUGUCGGAUGAUCUUCACACUCCUGUUGUUCUGGCUGCAAUGUCGGACCCUCUGAAAACAAUCAAUGAUCUCAUUCAUACUCGCAAGGGAAAACAGAGAACACUAAAGACUAGCGAGUCCCUUGCAGCUCUGGCAGAAGCCAUUGAGGGCAUGUUUUGACUGUUUUAGGAACUUGAUGCCAACUAUGGCCAGGCUUUGCAGCAACUGAGGGAAAAGGCACUGAAGCGGGCAAAGUUGACUGAAGAUGAAGUUUUGCAGAGAAUUGAAGAAAGAACUACAGCCAGAAAAAACAAAGAAUAUGAAAAAUCAGAUGCAAUUAGGAAGGACUUGGCUGCUGUAGGUAUUGCUUUGAUGGACAGCCCAGAGGGCACUACUUGGAGACCAGCUAUACCACUAGCAUUACAAGAAAAGCUGGUUGCAGCGACUUGAAUCUUUUUUAGCCUGGGAAAGUCUACUUUAAGGCCAGAAAAGUACAGCUGGUAAUUUUGUUUAAUAAGAUUUUGUUCAAUUUUUAGGUUGUAGAUUUUUUGAAAAUUGAGCUAAAAAUUGUCUUAAGAGUAAAACUCAGGAUAUGAGAGAGAAUAGGGCAGACGAGGAAGUAGCAUGAUUACAUUUAGGUGGAACACUGGCAUGAUGAAUUUGCCUACGUGGCAUGUCUCACAUAUUUUGUGCUAGGUUAUGAUGUCUUGCACACUCAAUUAAAGGUAAUUCUAAUAAACAAAAAGAAAAAAAAGGGAAAUUGAUCAAGACCAAGAGUCUUGGAGGAUUAAGGACAAGAGGAGGACAAGGAGGAGCUUAUAGUCAGUGGAUAUCAAGAAGCUUUACAAGCUUUUACAUGAAUUUUUGCGUCUGUUGAAUUCCACUACAAAGAGGUUUAUCAAGUUUUUGUGAAUA